Molecule: messenger RNA, 1042 nt
Organism: Lasiosphaeria miniovina
Lineage: Eukaryota; Fungi; Ascomycota; Sordariomycetes; Sordariales; Lasiosphaeriaceae
Product: Ca2+ regulator and membrane fusion protein Fig1-domain-containing protein
Exons: 4
Coding region: 187-990 (267 amino acids)
Biological process (GO): conjugation with cellular fusion
Cellular component (GO): mating projection tip; membrane
Source: RefSeq, a predicted model, not a curated record
CACCCACAUUCUAAGGCUAGCAGUACAUACAAUCAUCAAAAGGACAUUCCUCAGCCUUGACAGAAGAGUGCUGGAGGCGCUGCCCGACCCGACCCGUCACUCCGGCACUGCGGAGGGCAGGUGUGGGCUCCGCAAGCGGCAUCAGAGACAAGACGUUCGAGAAAACGCCACAGUAGCCGACUAAAGAUGGCUACCGAGAGGUUUCAGCUGGGAUGGUACCGGUGGGUGCCAUUCCUGGGAUAUCACCACGUGUUGAUGAUCUUGAUAGCAGUGGCAAUCAUAUUACUAUCCCUCCUGCUUGCCGGCUGUUCAUCAUCCUCACCUCUUAUUCCCGACAUUUUCCUUCUCUCCCUCUACUACCAACAUUACACGGCCGUGCCCGACACAGCGCAGGUCGACUACAAUGUCAAUACAGCCAUCAGCAACAUUGUUGGCGGAGCACGGCUUCAAGCGCGCGUGGGCUACUUCGGCAUCUGCGUGAACCCUGAAGGCGGCUCUUGGCUGUGCAGCAACAACGCGACGACGCUGGCCAACGAGAUAUCGGUAGACCAGGACCCUCUGAAUCUCAUUUGGCUCGCGAGCGAGUUCAAGGACAGCAUCGUGUUCCCUUAUCUUCUUAUCAUUGCUAUUAUCCUCGCCUUCAUCUGCCUCCUGCUGCUGGCGACGUUUCCGGGGUGGCACGAGGAAGAGGACAGCGAAGGCUCAGAGCGCGAAGUCAAGCCGUUCCCCAGCCGGCCCGUGAGCCAGGUUGCGCUGGCCAUCAUAUUCAUCGCAUCCAUCUUCGUCCUGGUUUCUGUCCUGUGGCAGCACACGGCGUCAGUGGCCGCGAGCAUCAUAGCACAGGACUUUGGCAACGGGAGUGUGCUGGCAGGCGUCGGAACCUCGGCCAUGGUCAUGGGCUGGUUCAGCUUCACGCUGCUGAUCGUCGUCACCAUCGGCCUCUUGGUCAUGAUAUUAAGUAUACGCGUGUUGCGGCAGAUCAUGGACUGAGAGAGUGAAGAGGAGAGAGAGUUUGUUGACUUCGAGACGGAGAGCGAGGAGA